GAGACUUGGUUUCCUGGGUCAGUGACCUGCUUAGAGGGAAGCAGCGGGUCUGCGCCUGGAUUUCGGAGUCACGGUGCUGCUGCAGCUCUGAGCAUUCCCACGUCGCCAGAGAGCCCGUGGGGAAGGAGAGCAUGUCUGCUUUCAGGUUGUGGCCGGGCCUGCUGAUCGUGCUGGGUUCUCUCUGCCGUAGAGGUUCAUCCUGUGGCAUUUCAACGCACGUAGAAAUAGGACACAGAGCGCUGGAGUUUCUUCAGCUUCAUAAAGGGCGUGUUAACUACAAAGAGCUGUUGCUAGAACACCAGGAUGCAUAUCAGGCUGGAACCGUGUUUCCUGACUGCUUUUACCCUGGCAUCUGCAAAGGAGGAAAAUUCCAUGAUGUGUCUGAGAGUACUCACUGGACUCCGUUUCUUAAUGCAAGCAUUCAUUACAUCCGAGAGAACUAUCCUCUUCCCUGGGAGAAGGACACAGAGAAAUUGGUAGCUUUCUUGUUUGGAAUUACCUCUCACAUGGUGGCAGAUGUCAGCUGGCAUAGCCUGGGCAUUGAACAAGGAUUCCUUAGGACCAUGGGAGCUAUUGAUUUUCACGGCUCCUAUUCUGAGGCUCACUCGGCUGGUGAUUUUGGAGGAGAUGUGUUGAGCCAGUUUGAAUUUAAUUUUAAUUACCUUGCACGACGCUGGUAUGUGCCAGUCAAAGACUUACUGGGAAUUUAUGAGAAACUCUAUGGUCAGAAAGUCAUCACCGAACGUGUAAUUGUUGACUGUUCACAUAUCCAGUUCUUAGAAAUGUACGGUGAGAUGCUAGCUGUUUCCAAGCUGUAUCCCAGUUACUCUACAAAGUCCCCGUUUUUGGUGGAACAAUUCCAAGAGUAUUUUCUUGGAGGACUGGAUGAUAUGGCGUUUUGGUCCACGAAUAUUUACAAUCUAACAAGCUUCAUGUUGGAGAAUGGGACCAGUGACUGCAGUCUACCUGAGAACCCUCUAUUCAUUGCAUGUGGCGGCCAGCAAAACCACACCCAAGGCUCGAAAAUGCAGAAAAAUGAUUUUCACAGGAAUUUCACUACAUCCCUAACUAAGAAUACUGAGAGGAAUAUAAACUAUACUGAAAGAGGAGUGUUCUUUAGUGUAGAUUCCUGGACCCCGGAUUCUGUGUCCUUUAUGUACAAGGCGUUGGAAAGGAACAUCAGGACCAUGUUCGCAGGUGACUCUGAGCUGUCACAGAAGCACGUCUCCAGCCCCUUGGCCUCUUACUACUUGUCGCUUCCUUAUGCAAGGCUUGGCUGGGCAAUGACCUCAGCUGACCUCAACCAGGAUGGGCAUGGCGACCUCGUGGUGGGCGCACCAGGGUACAGCCGCCCCGGCCACGUCCAUGUCGGGCGCGUGUACCUCCUCUACGGCAGUGGCCUGGGCCUGCCCCCCAUCGACCUGGACCUGGACCAGGAGGCGCACGGGAUCCUUGAAGGCUUCCAGCCCUCAGGUCGGUUUGGCUCGGCCUUGGCGGUGUUGGACUUUAACCAAGAUGGCGUGCCUGACCUGGCUGUGGGCGCUCCCUCCGUGGGCUCCAACCAGCUCACCUACAAAGGUGCCGUGUAUGUCUACUUUGGUUCCAAGCAAGGAAGAAUGUCUUCUGCCCCUAACAUCACCAUCUCUUGCCAGGACGUCUACUGUAACUUGGGCUGGACUCUGCUGGCUGCAGAUGUGAAUGGAGACAGUGAGCCUGAUCUGGUGAUUGGCUCCCCCUUUGCCCCAGGCAGAGGGAAGCAGAAGGGAAUGGUGGCUGCGUUUUAUUCCGGCCCCAGCCACAGCGACACAGAAAAACUGAACGUGGAGGCGGCCAACUGGACGGUAAGAGGCGAGGAAGACUUUGCCUGGUUGGGAUACUCCCUUCACAGCGUCACCGUGGACAACAGAACCUUGCUGCUGGUGGGGAGCCCCACCUGGAGGAAUGCCAGCAGGCUGGGCCAUUUGUUACGCAUCCGAGAUGAGAAAAAGAGCCUUGGGAGGGUGUAUGGCUACUUCCCACCAAACAGCGAGAGCUCGUUUACCAUUUCUGGAGACAAGGCAAUGGGGAAACUGGGUACUUCCCUGUCCAGUGGCCGUGUGCUGAUGAACGGGACUCUGACGCAGGUGCUGCUGGUUGGGGCCCCAACACACGAUGACGUGUCUAAGAUGGCAUUCCUGACCAUGACCCUGCACCAGGGCGGAGCCACUCGGAUGUAUGCGCUCACACCCGCUGCACAGCCCCCGCUGCUCAGCACCUUCAGUGGAGACCGCCGCUUCUCUCGAUUUGGUGGCGUUCUGCACUUGAGCGACCUGGAUAACGAUGGCUUAGAUGAAAUCAUCAUGGCAGCCCCCCUGAGGAUAGCAGAUGUAACCUCUGGACUGCUUGGGGGAGAAGAUGGCCGAGUUUAUGUAUAUAAUGGCAAAGAGACCACCCUUGGUGACGUGACAGGCAAAUGCAAAUCAUGGAUAACUCCAUGUCCAGAAGAAAAGGCCCAAUAUGUAUUGAUUUCUCCCGAAGCCAGCUCAAGAUUUGGGAGCUCUCUGAUCACCGUGAGGUCCAAGGCAAAGAACCAAGUCGUCAUUGCUGCUGGAAGGAGUUCUUUGGGAGCCCGACUCUCUGGGGCACUUCAUGUCUACAGCCUUGGCUCAGAUUGAAGAUUUCCCUGCACCUCUCCACUCUGCCCCCUUCUCUCAAGCUGAAUCACAUCCAUGGUGAGCAUUUUGGUGGACAGAGUGGCAUAUCCAGUGGAGCUAUGGUAGAUCCUGAUAGAAACACAAAGCAGCAGCCACACUCUCUGCAAAGAAAUCUGACACAAUUAUAUGGCUGCACCAGGGGUAUGUGAAAUAGCAGACACUCGGCUUAGUCAUAUCCACUUCAAGUUUACUUCCUUGCUCCCUGUGCAUCUAAACCUUCUUCUUUCCUAACUUACUGCCUGUAAUGAGACCUGCUGUACAACCUCUUUCUUCCUCUUGAAUGUCUUUCCAGUGCCUGGAAAGGUCCCUCUGUGGCUAUCUGUUGGAACAAUCUUUGUACACAAUUCCUCCUAAAAACAUCCUUCUUUAAGAAAGAAUUGUAAAAAAAAGAUCAUGCCCUUUGCAGGGACAUGGAUGGAGCUAUAGGCCAUUAUCCUUCAUAAACUGAUGCAGGAAC
This is a messenger RNA of Cebus imitator (Panamanian white-faced capuchin), 3150 nucleotides long. RefSeq names its product glycosylphosphatidylinositol specific phospholipase D1 (gene GPLD1). NCBI's taxonomy places the organism in Eukaryota, Metazoa, Chordata, Mammalia, Primates, Cebidae. Bases 132 to 2654 code for a protein of 840 amino acids. The record is from RefSeq and is a predicted model, not a curated record. Gene Ontology annotation, cellular component: extracellular matrix; extracellular region. The transcript has 25 exons. Gene Ontology annotation, molecular function: GPI anchor phospholipase D activity.